AUGCAGGGAACGACACCGGCAAAAAGCACAGAGAGAAGGAGCGGCGAGGGGCGGAAAAGUACGAAGGGAGAAGGAGACUGGCGUCUUCGCGUGGACACGCCCUGGGCAGCAGCGUGCAUUGCUAUCCUGCUUGUCGCCCUCGGUCUGCACUAUAAGGCACUUUGCGAGGACCGCACCGAGUUGUUACUGCCAGAGCUUAUCAACUCGAUGGAGACACAGUGCUGCUCGUUGGGCGACGUAUUUGAGCGUCCCGCGACGGAGCCGCUGCUUCAUCCUGUGCCCUCACAGUUUGGCGUGGCGGUAUGGGUUGAGCGCGAGCCUUGGUCGUUGCCGGUGCACGACGCGCUCGAUCGCAUUGAAGAGGCAAUUAGUCGGGGCUUAGACGCCACUACUGCCGCGGCAUCAGGGCCGCGUGGGCCGCGGUUAAUUCAGCGCAUGGUGCGUGUGGCUACAAAACGGUUGGGGAAUGGCAGUGGACAGGGCGACAGUGCCUCUCUCGUCCUUGAUGCAACAACUCAACAGCUAGGCUUGGGGGUUGCCAAACACGUUUGCACAGCGGAUUUGCGUGGAGAGGUGGUGAUGUACGGUAUAAGUUUCUUCCGCCGAGCGACCUCGGCUGCCGGUACUUCACACGUGGAAUGUCUAUCUUUUGAUGAGGGGCGGGCGUACUGCACCAUUCCGGAAAACGCAUCUUCGACGUGGUUGUCGCGGGAAGUGCCAGCCGCCGUUGCAACGUUGAUGUCCCGUUGGUUGAAACUGUCUAGCUUUCGUGACACGGCCGAGGUGCAGCGGUGGACGUUGAAGCGUAAGGUGCACAGUUGCAUCUACGCUCUGCGAGCCCUGCGGCAGCUUGAGCGCUCUGUCGCCACCCACCCAGACAUGCCAGCACCGUUAGACGUGGCUGAGACGGUCCAUCGACUGCAGGCGUUGAUUGAAGCCGGGGAUUUCAUACAAUUUGCGCGGGCUGCGGACGACCUGCAGUUUCACCCACUUCUUCUGCCCCAACUGUACAUUCCGUUGGACCAGGCGCUGGUGAUUCAUUUCUCGAUCCUGCUGCCUGUGGCAGUCAUGACAAUUCUUGGAGUGCGCCUGACCAUUGCGGCCCGAAAGCGGCGGCGCAACGCCGCAAAAAAACAAGAAACACCAGAUGUGAAAAACGACUGA
Messenger RNA from Trypanosoma rangeli, 1164 nucleotides. RefSeq names its product GPI transamidase component Tta1. Bases 1 to 1164 code for a protein of 387 amino acids. NCBI's taxonomy places the organism in Eukaryota, Euglenozoa, Kinetoplastea, Trypanosomatida, Trypanosomatidae. The transcript has a single exon. The record is from RefSeq and is a predicted model, not a curated record.